This is a messenger RNA of Megalopta genalis, 4571 nucleotides long. RefSeq names its product equilibrative nucleoside transporter 3 (gene Ent3). Gene Ontology annotation, biological process: nucleoside transmembrane transport. Gene Ontology annotation, molecular function: nucleoside transmembrane transporter activity; monoamine transmembrane transporter activity. Gene Ontology annotation, cellular component: plasma membrane. NCBI's taxonomy places the organism in Eukaryota, Metazoa, Arthropoda, Insecta, Hymenoptera, Halictidae. The record is from RefSeq and is a predicted model, not a curated record.
AGCAUGCGCCAAAGGGGGUCGCGGAUCACGAUCCGUAUUACGCGUAAAGAAAUAAAUACGGUGGUGAUCGAGUGCGAUUAAACUGGUCGGUAAAAAGUGUCAGGUAUUGUAUCGCACGGUCGAGUUAAGUGGAAACCAGCGAGCUUCGAACGCCGAACGCCGAACGCCUAUCGAACGAUGGACUAAUAAAAAAGCGUUCCACCAGUUCUCAUUCUAUCUUGCCUGUCCUCACACAAAAGCUCCGGAAAAGCGGCGAAACAUGGAUGAGAACUUGAGCCGGGGUUACGUGCAAUUGGGCAAAGCGAGGGGCAUGAACGAAUUUAAAUUUUCCAACGGAUUCACGCAUUUAUCACCGCCGGUCGACAAACGGAACUUCGUCUACUUUACUCUGAUCCUUGGCGGCAUUGGCUUCCUCUUGCCAUACUACAGCUUCAUCAUAGCGGUGGAUUAUUUCCAAACAAAGUAUCCUGGCACCACAGUGAUUUUCGAUAUGUCUCUUGUCUACAUUAUCAUGGCUUUCUUCGCGGUGUUUGCAAAUAACAUUUUAGUUGAAACACUGUCUUUGAACACCAGAAUAACGUUUGGAUACCUGGUGUCUUUUGUUACAUUGAAUUUUGUUAUGAUAUGCGAGAUCUGGUGGGAAUUAUUCGGUGUUGCUACUUCCUAUACAAUUAAUCUAGUUGCUGUUGCAAUUGUAUCCCUUGGGUGCACAGUUCAACAAUCGAGUUUUUAUGGAUAUACAUCUAUGCUUCCCAGUCGAUAUACUCAGGCAGUAAUGACUGGAGAAAGUCUUGCUGGUCUUCUGGUAUCUACUGAUCGCAUAUUUACAAAAUUACUGCUUGAUGAUGAACGUAGCAGUACCUCUAUGUUCUUUUGCUUGUUGAAUGCAACAAUCCUGAUGUGUUUCGUUUUACAUCAAGUGGUUCGUAAGACUGACUUUGUGCAAUUUUAUAUAACGCUAUGUCAGGAAAGAAACCGAAUAACGUUGGAACCGACUGAAGAUGUGGGACUGAUGGAUCCUCUGGAUCAAGUUGGAGAUUCUGCGAAGGGUCAAUAUGGUGUUCUGAAAAUUCAGACUAGCCCUUUAGGAACCGAUUCUGCAAAUGGAAAUACUGAUUUGAGUGGAAUGAAUCAAUAUUCAGCGUUUUCAUUCAGUAAUCCUGUUUACGAACCCAGUGCACCAACAAAUCCUCCUGGUAGUGCGGGUCCUACUUAUAAGGUUGAAGAUGUUGUUGUUAUGAGAGGAACUUAUGGAAGUCAAACUAGUAAACCAUGGCCUGAAAUUAAAAGAGGUCUACUCGCAAGACUUGAGGUGGCUAAGAUCAUAUUUCCAUACAUGGCUAGCAUUGGUAUCGCGUAUUUUGUUACACUUUGUCUGUAUCCUGGUAUUAUGUCAGAAAUAAUUUCCUGUAGACUUGAGUCAUGGAUGCCAGUGAUCCUCAUGGCUGCAUUUAAUGCUUCCGAUGUAUUGGGCAAAAUUCUUGCACUGAUACCUUACGAAUGGAAACGUACCGAGUUACUGUAUUUUUCAUGUGGCCGGGUUAUACUGAUACCUUUAUUCUUGUUGUGUGCACUUCCACGAGGUGCUCCAAUCCUUGGCGGUGAAGAGUAUCCACUGCUAUUUUCCUGUUUACUUGGCGUUACAAACGGUAUUGUGGGGUCAGUACCAAUGAUGCAAGCACCUACUAAAGUUCCAGAAGGACACCGUGAAUUAGCAGGAAACAUCAUGACUUUAUCGUAUACCAUGGGUCUGACUGUUGGCUCAUUAUUGGCAUAUAUGAUGGACGCAUGCUUUGGAUUAGCAGUACAAACUAAAGAUGUCUGUACUAAGACGGUAUACUCUACAUUAGCAUCGCAUAUGGAUAAUGCAACAAUAAGUACUUUGGUAAAUGCUAUGUCUUCCACUACUAUUCCCUCGAUAGAAAACAUUACACCGAAGGUAAACACUACCAUUAGUGCUUUGACGUCUAUUUUAACAUCCACUGUAAUGUUUAAUACUACUGUUAGUACUUUCACAACUAAUACCAUGGAACCAUCUACAACAUUGUCCUCUAAAAUUUUAGUUAAUAUUACUAGUUUAGUUAACAAUACAGUUUUCCAUCACUAGGACACGCACGUUUGUGUGCUGUGUUGAAUCUGGUGCUUUUUGUGAAAAAACUUACUAUCAAAACCUAUGUAUAAAACAUUCUCUUGAUCGAUUACCCAUUCUUUGUAUCCUUCUGUUUCCUAACACCAUAGCAUUCCUAUCGGAAACAUCAUUAAGUUUGAACGUGUUAGAAGAUUUUAAACCGUUUGAAACUUAGAAGAAGCUGUAAUAUAUCGCCAGAUUGAACACACACACAAAGGUUGAAAUUUUCUACCACUGUCAUUCCAUGAAUUGUAGAAAUUAUUUUACCUGACUAUUUAAAUAACAUGAUGGGUAAGAAAUAUUUUUAAAUGUCUAAUGAACGAUAGUCAAUAGGAGGAAACAAAAACGGAGUAAUGCUGAAUGAAACUGAGCAGCAAGUUUUCAUUAUAUUUCACUAAUCCAUCUUCAAAUUCUACAAACAUAUCCGUUGAAAAAACUGCUUCUAGGUCUUGUAAUAUAGAAAGAUACGUGUAGAUAUUCUUUGAAUUUUUCUAGUUAUUGUAAGUUGUUUCUUUAAAAGGUAUCGUGCCUUUCAUACCAUUGUGAAUAAUUUUUAUUGUUCAUUGCUUGUCAAAUAUUAUUGUUAAAGGUGAGAAAAAAAUAUAUGAAUUUGUUGCAUAUGUACAAAAGAGUGAGUGUUAUUUAAUCCUUAAAUAAUACAGUAAUUUACAAUUAUAGACAUGGCAGAAACGAUUUUCAAAAUUUUAGUCUAUUUACGAAUUUAUGUUAUUGAGGAUAAUACUCUUCACUGUUUCUGCCCAGUAAAUUAAAGUGAAUGAUGUGGAAUUAAAUCAAUUUUUAUGGUCAGAAUAAAUAUUAUUUAAGGAUUAAAUUAAAUUUUUUAAGGACGUGGCAAGUAUCUUAUUUCUUAAAAUUGUUACCUUAAACUAUAUUUUCUUAGAACCGUUUGGUAUGACAGUUCUUCUUGAUAAUUCUGACGUGCGAUGCAAUUGUUAGAUCAGUGAUUGGGAAGUUAGCAGAUGUAAGUGAUGAAGUUAUUGUGCAAGUAUAUUCUGUACGAAAUUGUUAUAUUUCCGCGUAAAUAAUUAAUAUAUAAUUGUAAGAUACGUAUACUUCCGCAAAAAAAUGAAGAAGAAUAAAAAGCAUUUGUCUUUUUUCAGCACAUAGUUCUGUCUACGUUACAUGUCCAGAAUAUAUCCACAGUUGUGUGGGAGAUUAUAAUCAAAUCUUCAAUCUUUAUAACAUUAAGAUCAUGUCGACGUGUCGUAAUAGAAUUUAAACGAGUAACUUAAAAAAAAGAGAGGGGAGGAAGAGAAUUCUUUGAUUCUUUGUUUUGAAAUGAAACAAAUAAUGAAGCUCAUCCAAGCUCGUGAAUUAAAUGGAUUUUAAAAUAACAGACGAAUCGUACGUGUGCGGAUGUGUUAACUCGGAUGCUUUUUUACGAGCAUUCCGAUGCAUUAUUUCAACUAUAAAAUUGUAUUACAUUAAAAGAUAAAUGUAUAUGCGUAAUAUUUACCAAUGUAUCUCUCAUCCAAGCUGCUUACAGACAUAUUUCUUACAUUUAAUGCAAAUCUAGAGAUCAUUUAACAAGAACUGCAUAGGAUUUUUCUUGUUCAUACAUAAUACACGCAUAAUGCAUCACAGGUUUUCAUUCAUUUCAUAUAAUGCUCUGUUUUGUUAAAUAAUGAGAAAAACAUGUAGGCCUGAUGUAGACACGAGGAAGAAUAUCGCAUCCACUAAGUACCUUAUUUUUACAUAUAAUUAUUAUAUAUUUCGAGAUCUUUGAAGAAAUUUGAGAAGGUAAUUGGUGUUAGGGCGAGAACAUUAAGAACAUAAUAUGUACGAAUUCUUGCAAGUGAAUAAUAAUUUCUAAACGAACUUUUUAUGACAUGUUUCUUUGACGAAAUAAUUUUAUGAAGUCUUUCAGAUUUAUAUAUACAUCAUAGGGAGAUACUUUACUCGUCGUUUUUAUGCGAUAGUGGCAUAUUUUAUAUUGCUUUUUAACUUACACCAUAAACAUAUAAGUUCCAAGAUAUACCUAUCAAAACUAUAUAAAAUAAAUAUUCCAAGGGUGACGUUCGUUGCGAAGGUAAACAUAUUAUGAAUAUUUAUUUGUAAGACGACUAAAGAAAUGAUGGUUAAAUGAAAUGAGUGAGGUAUAUGGCUAUGAAUGUACAGUGUAAGAAUGCAGUUUGAAGAUUAUGUGUAGAAAAUAUGGAGAAUGAUUUUGUUUUAUAUCAUAUUUUUCAUCCUAGUAUUUUUUCCACGAACGUUGUGUGGGUUGCGUGAUGGAGUAAGUUUUUGAAAAAUCCACGAUACGUACGCACUCAAUGCGUAAAAAUACUACAAUCAAUUACGAAUACAAGGGUAGUUGUAAUUGAUUAUUAGAUUAAUCAUUCAUGUAUUAAAAACUGGUCCAUAUCGGAAUUAAUUAAUAUGUACAAGUAAUAAAUAUGUAUAUUAUUUUCUUUAAUAUACCUUA